Molecule: messenger RNA, 2553 nt
Organism: Penicillium roqueforti
Lineage: Eukaryota; Fungi; Ascomycota; Eurotiomycetes; Eurotiales; Aspergillaceae
Product: GcvT family protein
Exons: 1
Coding region: 1-2553 (850 amino acids)
Cellular component (GO): mitochondrion
Molecular function (GO): protein binding; oxidoreductase activity
Source: RefSeq, a predicted model, not a curated record
AUGUCCCUUUCACAACGUGUCGUCAUCAUUGGAGCGGGCAUCGUGGGUACCAACCUCGCCGACGAGUUGGUCUCUCGAGGAUGGAAGGAUAUUACUGUUGUCGAGCAGGGCCCGUUGCAUAUGCCGGGCGGAUCGACCUCACACGCCCCCGGACUCGUAUUCCAGACAAGCCCCUCCAAGACAAUGACAUACUUCGCACGAUACACAGCCGAGAAGCUUCUUUCAAUAGAGAAGGAUGGACACAAAUGCUUCAAUCAGGUCGGCAGUCUCGAAAUAGCAACAACUCCCGCACGACUGGAGGAGCUGAAGCGGAAACAUGGAUAUGCCUCAUCAUGGGGAAUCGGGGCGCGGCUACUGAGCGCCGAGGAGUGCUUCAAGAUGUAUCCUCAUCUGAAUACCGAUAUGGUGUUGGGCGGUCUGCACGUCCCGACCGAUGGUCUCGCACUAGCAGCCCGAGCAACGCAACUGCUGAUUGAACGGACGAGCAAGGCCGGUGUUCGUUAUCUGGGCCAUACCCCCGUGACGGGGAUUGAGAGGGACGGUCGACGUGUCACCGGAGUCACUACUCCAAAGGGCACUAUCCCCGCAGACAUUGUUGUUUCUUGCGCUGGGUUCUGGGGUGUUGAAUUGGGAGCCAUGGUCGGUGUGGAAAUUCCUUUGCUCCCGCUGGGGCACCAGUAUGCAAAGACUACGGCAGUACCUGCUCUCGAAGGACGAGAUGUUAACAGCUUGCCCAAUGGAAUGAAUGCCGCACUACCAAUCCUCCGGCACCAGGACAAGCGUCUUUACUACCGUGAACACGGCGGGCAGUACGGCAUUGGAUCCUACGCACACCGUCCAAUGCCCGUCGUUGCGUCAUCAUUGGGCCUUACUCCGAAAGAUGUUGACGAACAAAACAUGCCUUCCCGCCUUGAUUUCACAACCGAAGAUUUCGACCCGGCUUGGAAAGAUUCCCAAGAGCUUCUCCCCGCUCUAAGGGACACAGAGAUCGCAGAUGGUUUCAAUGGCAUAUUUUCCUUCACACCCGACGGUGGCCCAAUCCUCGGCCAACCAUCCCACCUCGACGGCUUCUACGUCGCCGAGGCCGUAUGGGUUACACACUCAGCAGGCGUCGCCCGAGCUCUAGCCCAAAUACUUACAACCGGCCGAUCGGAUAUCGACGUGUCUGAAUGUGAGCUAUCCCGCUUCGAAGAAAUCCAACUCAAUCGAGACUACGUGAGCGAGACCGCGCAGCAGAACUUCGUUGAAAUAUAUGACAUCGUCCACCCACUUCAGCCGCGUACGUCGCCCCGCAAUUUGCGUGUGAGUCCAUUCUAUCCUCGCCAGCUGGAGCUGGGGGCUUUCUUCCUCGAGGUUGGAGGCUGGGAGCGGCCGUGGUGGUAUGAGGCAAACAAAGAUCUUGUCAAAUCUCUCCCGCCAUCAUGGCAACCUGUCGAACGAGAUGCCUGGUCGGCGCAGUUCCAUUCGCCGAUCUCUGCCGCUGAAGCGUGGAAGACGCGGAAUGCUGUUGCUAUGUUUGAUAUGACUGCUUUCCAUCGGUUCGAGGUGCGCGGUCCCGGAGCAAUCGGUCUGCUUCAGCGCCUCACUACGAGUGACAUGACCACCAAGAUAGGAACCGUUACUUAUACGCUCCUCCUGAAUGAUCACGGUGGCAUUCGGGGUGACAUUUUUGUACUCCGACUUGACGACGAUGUGUUCCAAAUUGGAGCGAACACUGCAACAGAUCUGGCGUAUCUUACCAGAGAAGCUCGAGUCCAGGAACAAGGUGCCCCCGGGAAAUGGACCCAGGUCCGCGAUAUCACAGGCAGCACAUGCUGCAUCGGACUGUGGGGUCCUCGAUCCCGGGAUGUUAUCGCUGGAAUCAGCACGGUCGACGUUUCCAACAAGGGACUUCCCUACUUCACUUUGAAGAAAACAAUUCUCGCGGGUAUCCCUGUUACAAUGAUCCGAAAGUCCUAUGUCGGCGAACUAGGUUGGGAAAUCCAAACCAGCGCCGAGUAUGGCCAGCGCCUAUGGGACACAAUUUGGCAAGCUGGAAAGCUACACGGACUCAUUGCUGGAGGUCGCAGUGCGUUCAACUCAAUGCGCCUCGAGAAGGGAUACCGGACCUACGGCGCGGAUAUGACGACAGAGCACAAUCCGUUCGAGGCUGGUGUUUCAUUUGCUGUCGAUGCAAAUAAGAAAGAUGACUUCGUCGGCAAAGCCGCUAUUCAGCGCCUUUCCAACCAAGUACCUUCGCGGCGACUGCGGGCUUUGACCGUUGAUGAUGGUCGGUCGAUGAUCCUUGGCAAGGAGCCGGUGUUCUAUAAUGGAAAGGCGGCUGGAUAUGUCACCACCGCUGCAUUUGGAUACACGAUUCGCAAACCGAUUGCCUACGCCUGGCUUCCUGGGGGUGUUGGUGAAGGUGAGACAGUAGAGAUCGAGUAUUUUGGAAAGCGCAUCAAGGCGACUGUUGAGGCAGAGUCGCUUUAUGAUCCCGAGAUGAAUCGUCUCAGUCAGGAUAGCUUGCCUUCGCCGAUUGGUUCACAAGGUUCAUUCAGGUCACGACUUUGA